Molecule: messenger RNA, 1038 nt
Organism: Seminavis robusta
Lineage: Eukaryota; Bacillariophyta; Bacillariophyceae; Naviculales; Naviculaceae
Source: the annotation of a GenBank genome assembly
AUGCGAUGGCGAUUGCUAUUGGAAGAGUUUGGUCCCAACUUCCAUUACAAGCCGGGCCCCCAGAACGUCCUUGGCGACGCCCUCAGCCGGGUGCCCACUUCUCGCGAAGAUCGUGACCCUGCCGAUUCCGAUCCCCUCUCCACAUCUACCGAUGGCUGCUAUUCCAUUGUGGAGGAGAAUCAGAGGUUGGCUGAAUGUUUGAUGCAUCAUCCAGACGAUGGUAUGGAAGAAUCUUUCCUGGAGCAUCCUACAUUUGACGGUGAAGGACGGAAUCCCUUCAAUUUCUCGGUUCUCGCGGAGUACCAAGCGGCUAGUGCAGUCUUGCAACAGACCGUGAUGUUUGGAAACAGUGAGCUGAUAUGCUUUUGUCAGAAUGACGAGGACAAGAUUGUCCUGACAAAAGAGUUGCUUCCCAAGUUGGUCAGCUUCUAUCACAAGUCCAUGGCACAUGUCGAAGGCAUGGAUCGUUUAGAACAAACGAUCAAGACACAUUUCUACCAUACUAGAGGUAUUCGCGACGAAGUCCGAAAACAAAUGAGCAGUGCAAUUGGUCAAGUAUUGAGAACCAUUGUGGUCUCGCGCGAUCCCAAGAGUGUUACUGAUGGGAUCAAGGUCAUUUCCGAAACCUUGGCGACAGCGAUGCAUGCUCAUCGUUGUUCCGUGCAGAGUAUGAACGCGUAUCUCACUCCUGGUCCUCUUGCCUUCAAACGAGAUAUGUUUCUUGACAUUCCUAUUUAUGCAGACAUCCUGGCCGUGCAACGACACCGUCAAUCUUUGGUUGACAAACGUUUGCUGCGGGCCAAUGCUAAACGCAUUUCCUAUGACUACGCGGUCGAUGAUCUGGUCUACAAGCGUGCGUAUCUCGGUCUCAGUGAUAAGUUGAAGCCUACGGCUUCUGGUCCCUACCGUGUUUCCCGCGUUCAUACCAAUGGCAAUGUAACGAUUCAGCUCAGUCCUCAUCAGUUCGAGCGCCUGAACAUUCGGCGCGUGUUUCCAAAGCAUCCAGUACCUCCGGUUGCCACCGGUCCGGGUUAUUGA